AUGGAGUACAGAACGUUGUGCAUUGUGGUGAAGGUGAAGAGAAAGGCGAAGUUGGUGAAGUCGAAGAACAUGAUAAAAGACAUUAAGCCAAUUGUUUAUACGGAUAAUUCAAAAAGUGUAGGCAGUAGGCUAAAGGAGGCUGGGAAAGUUAUCGAAACGUUCCAACAAUAUGACAAGACGUCAAUGUAUGUAAAUUUCCCUUUUAAGACAUUUGGUAGGGUAUUAGGCAAAUUUGAUGAAACAAAGACUCAAUUAGUUAGAGAAAUGGGUUUUGGCACAUUAUGUUAUGCUGUUGGGAAGAGAUGGGACAGUUUUCCCUUUUUCUUUUGUUCAGGUUUACUAGAUUAUGGGUCUACCUCACGGACGGAAUCCGGUAACAACGAAGAAUUACUGAAUGAGGUUCAAAUCCCUGAAGCAACAAACAAAAGGAAGAAACGAAAUAUCAAUAAGAAGGAAAAAGCAGAAGCAAAUGGGGUCAGUGAGGAGGUGGAGGAGGAGGAGGAGGAGGAUGCGAGCAAGAACAAGAAGACAGAAGAUAAUCCUAAGGUGGAGGCGGAGGUUGUUAGUGAUAAGGCUAAGGCUGAGGCUGUUACUGAUGAGCCUAAGGCGGAGGCUGUUACUGAUGAGCCUAAGGCUAAAACGGAGGCUGAUAAUGAUGAACCUAAGGCGGAGGCAGAGGUUGUUAGUGAUGAGAGCCUAAGGAUAAUUGCUUCUAAGAAUUCAACUCCUCCUAAAUGUGCUCCAGAUGGUGGUGCUUUUGAGAAUUUAACUCCUCCUAAAUGUGCUCUUGAUGGUGGCCUGGCUGCAGCAAUGGAUCUUGCAUUUCAGAAUAUGGACAAAGAGUGGCAAACACGAACCAUUUCUAAUUGGCCACAGUCAUCCCUUAACAUGAACACCCAAGGAAACUUUGCGAUUUUGCAAAAAACCACUACAGAGAAGAAUAUGCAAGAAGAAACUGCAAAAUCGGAGCAAAAUGUAUCUAAAGAUAUGAUUUUGGAGAAGAAUACUUCAGAGACGAGUAAUUUGUUGAAAAUUUCUGAAGAAAUAGACGAUGAUGAUGAUGUACCUCUUCAGUCAAGAGUAGACAAAUUGAAAAAAAACCGCCAAAAUGAUCCAAUUGUAGAUCCGGAACUUUUAAAAGAUAUUGACAAGUCAAUUGGUACGGAUUUAACAAUGUCUCCACUACCAAGUGAACAAAGUGAGAACAUUCCUGCUACUAAUGCAACAACUAAGAGUGUGUCUGCUACACAUAACACAACUGACAAAGAGAGUAGGGAUGAAAGCAAGCAAGAAGAAGUUCAACCAAAAGUGCAAAGCAAUCCAGUAAAGAAUAGUCUUGGCCAAAAAAAACCCAAAGAUGAUUCAAGAAUAACAACAUUAAAGGACAAGAUGCAAGAAAUACAUUUAGACAUAGAGAGAAACCCAAAAAAGUACAAAGAAUCGACAAUCAGAAUUAUGAGAAAUCUCAAAAGAAUGGAAAAGGCAAGCAAGGAAAUCAGGAAAGGUGAAGCAAAAAAGAAAGAAAAAGGGCCAAUAGAAGAGAAAACUGUGGAAAAAGAAGGACAAGAAGGAAAAAAAGGGACUGAAAAAGAGAAAAGCCCUAAAGACAAAACUGUGGAAGAUGUCUUUCCAAAGACAACAAAUGUAGAAGAAGGACAAGAGGGAAAAAAAGAGCCUGAAAAGGAGAAAAUCCCUAAAGAGAAAACAGUGGAAGAUGAGUCUACAAAGACAACAGAUCCGAAAGCACAAAUUGCACCUGAUUUUGUUCAAAUUGAGGAUGAAACUUAUCUUCUAGAUCAAGAUGAUGAUAAAGUUUCCACAAAACUUAGUGAGGAGACAGCUCCAUCAUCACAAAAAAGUGAUCAGUCAACCAAAAUGAAAACAAGAUACAAAAUGGUUGCAAGGAAAAACAAAAACAAAAGCCUUGUUGUUGUGCCAAGUGGUAGAAUUACAAGGAGCCAAGAUGUUCUGUUAGAUGAAUCUGAAAAGGGAAGCCUGAAGAAGGAUGUUGAACCUGCUAAAGAAACCGCAAAAAUAGGACAGAAGAGAAGAAUGUCUACAAGGAAUUUUCCUAUUCAAAAGGAAGCUGAUGCACCACCUCCAGCACCUACUCCAAUAAAAAAAAUGGCAGGUGCUCCUGCUGAAUAUCCUCCAGACCAAGGCAAAAAGGGUGGGAAAAAGAAAACUCUAGAAGAAGUGAAGAAAACUUCUAAGGUUGCUGGCAAAAGAAAAGCAGAUGUCAGUCCUGCCAAGAGAAAUGCUGGAAAGAGAAAAAAAAUACAAGAAGUACCAUCAGAUGAACCCUCUCAAGAUCCUACUGAUGAAAGUUCUACUGACAGUGAUGAUGAUAGUGAAGAGUCAGUUUAUAGAGCAGAAGAAGAGCCUGUCAGUGAGGAUGAUUAUGAGGUGGAGGAAGAGGAGGAAGAGGAAGAAGUAAAGCCAAGGAAGAAACAGGCAAAGAAAGGGAAUUCAGUGAAGGCAAAGGUUGAAAAGGAGGAGCAAAAGAUGGUACUGUAUGAUGAAGGAAAGAUUGAAGGUAGGAGAAAAAAGAAAAUGAAAACUGAAAUGGUUCAAGCAAUAGAAACUGAUGAAGUUGAGGAAAUUCAGGAAGAUGAAUUUGAGGAAGAGAAAUCUUCAAAGAGAGGAGGACAUGUGAAGUUCAUUGCAUGGAUAAAAAAGAUGACACCUACCCAAAAACAACAAGUUAUUGAUAUAGGGUUAGGAUCACUUCUUGACAUUAGUUUACCUCAACUUGAUCAAAAGUUCUGUAACUGGUUAUUGGGAAGUUUUGAAGAAAAUAGCCAGUGUUUUGAACUACCAAAGAAUGAAAAAAUAGAAAUUGAGGUAGAGGAUGUUAGGGUAGUUUAUGGCUUGCCUACAGGAGAAAUUCCAAUUGUUGAGCCAAAGUCUGAUAAAAUUAGUGAGGAGUAUGCAGAAUUUCUGAAGAAAUGGAGAAAAUCAUGGUCAGGAAAAACUCCAUCAGUGAGUCAGAUUGUGAAUGGAUACAUAAAUGAUAAAUUCACCAACAACAGACCACCAAGUGAACAUUUCAUUACUAACUUUUUAGCAGUGGCUGUGAACUGCUUGAUGAAAUGUGUAUCAAACAAUCAAUGCCAUUUCAAAUUUCUUUAUUCUAUGAUGGACAAAGAAAACAUAAAAAAUUUGAACUGGUGUCAGUUUGUAUAUGACUCACUUAUCAAAUGUCAUGUUGAUUGGAGAAAGCAGCAAGGCAAGGGGUUCUACAAAGGCCCUCUUCAAUUUCUGAUGUUGUUCUAUUUUGAUAGAGUUCAGAGGUUAGACAAAAGGCCUCCAAGAACAAUUCCUAUCAUAUCUGCAUGGAAUAGAGACAUGGUUCUUGAGAGGUUGAAGAUUGAAUUAGAAUUGGGAUUUGGGAGAGGGAAAAUUCUACCAAGGAUUGCUGCAGAAGUUGAAGAAAGUCCUAAGGUUUUUAUGGAUGAUUUUGUUUCCCUGGUAAAAACAACUUGUUCAAACCUGUCAAAGCUUUCUUCAAAAUUGGUGAAGGCAAAGGAUAUCUUCCCUGGAAAUGACUUGGUGAAAAAAGUUGAUGAAGUUUUAGGAAAGGUGGUAGCUAGGGAACCAUCAAUUCUAAGCCAAGAUGAAGAAUUCUUUGGCAGUGAGGAUUUCCUAAAUGCACUUGCACAAGCUGAGAAGAAUCUGAUGCAAGGGUCUGAAAAGCAAACAACUGAGAAGCAAAUGACUGGGAAGAAAUUAACCAAAAAGGGAAAGGAAAAAGAACAAGAAUAUGACAUCAGAAAAGCUUUCAGCUUGGGGUUGACUCCACCUUCUCCAGCCAUUGAAACAGGGCCCACCUUUUCAACACUUGGUGAUAUAAUUGAACAACCAAUAAUUUCAACAAAUGCUGGAGAAAAGGAUGUGGGUAAAACUUCAGCAGCUUCAGAACAAAGAAUUGAAGAAUUUUCUAGAACUGACGCAGCAACUGGUUCAAAAUUUGAUGCUGACACUAGGUCAGAUAAUGAAGGAUUGCCUAGAACAGGAUCUGGUUCAGUGGUUGAUGCUGACCCUAGGUUAGAUGGUGGUGAAAAAAGUGAUGAUCCAAAAAACACAGUUGGAGGUGGAAAACAAAACAAGGAAGAUGGUGUUACAUAA
This is a messenger RNA of Chenopodium quinoa (quinoa), 4128 nucleotides long. RefSeq names its product WD repeat-containing protein 87-like. The transcript has 33 exons. Lineage: Eukaryota; Viridiplantae; Streptophyta; Magnoliopsida; Caryophyllales; Amaranthaceae. The coding region runs from base 1 to 4128 and encodes 1375 amino acids. The record is from RefSeq and is a predicted model, not a curated record.